This is a messenger RNA of Parascedosporium putredinis, 2343 nucleotides long. NCBI's taxonomy places the organism in Eukaryota, Fungi, Ascomycota, Sordariomycetes, Microascales, Microascaceae. The record is from the annotation of a GenBank genome assembly.
AUGCUCAAGGUUGUUUUGUCAUCGGAGAGUCAGGACCUACCCGACUCAGCUACCUUGAAAUCGAAUAUGAGCUCGUCCUCAUAUGUGACCACCGUUGGUGGCUAUGUCGCGGUAGCUGCCAUUGGCCUCACCCUAUACUAUUCCACCCAAAAGGGCAAGAAGGGACCGGCCGCACCUCCUAGCAAGGCCCCUCGGAGCCGGAGCCCAGAGCCUCGAAAGGAUAAGAAAUCGGCCAAGAAGCAGCGUGUUGAGCAAUAUGCUCAAGAGGCUUCUUCCCAGAAACCCGCACCUGCACCUACCGCUGCCGAAAAGCGCAAUGGGGCUUCUGUGUCCAAGCCGGCCGCCAAGGAUGAUGGCGAUGACGAGCUCAACAAUAAAGAGUUCGCUCGACAGCUAUCGAGCGUGAAGCAAGGCAAGCAGUUUGUCGCCAAGAGUGGAAGCGAACAGAAGAGGCAGAAGUCGGUCAAGCAGUCGCGUGCUCAGGUCCAAGCUUUUGACGAUGCCAAACCUUCUCCUCCAUCUUCUACUGCUGGAAUUGACGCCGACGAUGACGAGUCCCCCGCCUCUUCGCCCAAGGUCACCGCUGCCGAUGCUGGCGAUGUCAGCGAUAUGCUCGAGACCCCUGCCAAUGGACCUGCUAGCCUCCGCAUUGUGCCCUCCGAGACCCCGAAGACCCAGAAAGCCAAGAAGGAAAAGAAGGCUCCUGAGCCCGCUCUGACCAAGAAGCAGAGGCAGAACCGCAAGAAGGCCGAGAAUGCCAAGGCUGACAAUGACGAGGCUGAGGCUGAGCGCAAGAAGCUGAUGGAGGCCCAGCGACGUCUUGCCCGUGUCUCUGAGGGACGUGCGGCCAAGGAUGGCUCCCAGUUCAUGGCCUCGCCCGCUCCGGCCCCUGCUGCUAAGCCCGCCAAGGCCGACGGCUGGAUCUCCUCCCUCCCCUCCGAGGAGGAACAAUUGGAGAGGCUCAAGUCUGAAGCCGAGGCCGAUGAGUGGAACACUGUCAAGUCCUCCAAGGCCAAGAAGGCUAAGAAGGCCACCAACUCGGCCGAUGAAAAGUGGAGGCGGCGGCCCCAUCCAAGGCAUCCGAACCUACCAAGGCCCCCGAACCCCCAGCGCUCCAAGCAAAUGAAGCCUCGUCUGGAAACGACGACCAGGGUAGAUGAGGCUGGGGAUAACCCGGCCCUGUUUACCAGUGUUUGGCUCCGCGCGGAUUGUGCCGACCUGGAACGUCCCGUCGCUCCAGGCGGGGUGGGACCUGUCGGUCGUUGCGCUUUGGUUCGCCGUCGUCGCGUCUCCAUUGGGGACGACACCGCGGUCCUGCUCCUCAUCAUCGCCCGGGUCCCUCUCGAACACGCCGGCCUCGAAAUCCUCCCACUUUUCCCCCUCGUCUCUACCUCCGCCUUGAGGGCAGAAAUCCGACCCGCCAUGCGCUCGAGCACCACUUCGUUCUCGCGUAUUGCCUCGACGCACACCUCAUCGGGGGUCGGUCUCGGCAAAGGGCUUGAGCUCGGCGUUGGAGUAUAUGAGGCUGACGAGGGGGAGGUCCUUGAGGGCUUCGGCGAAGCGCUCGAGCGAGAUGGGUUCUUCGAAAAACAUGAAUCUUCUUGGAGCAUCGUCAUCGAGGCUGUGUCUCCGGACCCUAUCCGCGCGCGCGGCGUCCCGGCACCGCUCAUGCAGGGUUCCCAACACCUUCCACACCACGAUUCGCUCCUUCUCCGCCGCGUCCCCCUCCUCGCCAAUCCCUCCUCGCCGAAACCACCAAAGCGUCCGGGCCUGCUUGAGCGGGUGAAGUGGUACAAGGAAGAUGGACCCUCGGUCGGAGGGCCCUCGGGUGCGGCUCCGCGCCUCUCGCGGGUUUUUGGCGCAAAGCUGAAACCCGAAUUCGCCAAUACCCUGCUCCGCAUCCUCCACGGUCGACGGGUGGCGGGUACGCUCGACGAUCCGGCAUACAAGGCCAAUACGGCGCGGUUCACGAAACAGCAACAGGACACGGCGCUCAUGUAUCUACGGGAAAAGCUGCCUGUGGAUGAGACGAUGAAUUCGGGACUCAGGGCACAGGACGAGCUGGAACAGUUGGAGAGAGAGUUGGCCGGGACAUCCAAGGCGCCGGCGACCCCUCCUCCUGCGGGCGGCAACGCGUCUCAGGCAGCCGUCACCACCGCCGCUGACCCAGACGCCAAGGUCAGCCCACCGGAGGAGAAGAGCGAGGAGCUCAAGGUAGAAUACAAGCCCGACCCGGUCUACGGUUAUAGCGCGUUGGACGCCAUCAGGGCGGAGAACCAGGCCCGCAUCAAGGCGGAGGAAAAGCGAAUUGAGCAGGACAAGUUGAGCCAGGGGAGCCGGUAG